Messenger RNA from Nothoprocta perdicaria, 842 nucleotides. RefSeq names its product apolipoprotein O (gene APOO). The coding region runs from base 16 to 663 and encodes 215 amino acids. Gene Ontology annotation, cellular component: MICOS complex. The transcript has 9 exons. The record is from RefSeq and is a predicted model, not a curated record. NCBI's taxonomy places the organism in Eukaryota, Metazoa, Chordata, Aves, Tinamiformes, Tinamidae. Gene Ontology annotation, biological process: cristae formation.
CGCGCCGGUUCCGCGAUGUUCCAGGUCAUCCGGCUGGGGGCCACCCCUGUCAGCCUGGGCUUGCUCUCCAUCCAGGUUUAUGCUUCCUCUUCAGAGAAGGAAACUUCCAAAAAGGAGUUGCUGAAAAUUGAUGAUCUGUCGCUCUACUCCUCUCCAGCUCGUGAGACUAAAUAUGUGGAAAAGCCACAAACGCCACUGGAAGAAGGGGUUUCACAUUUGCGGCAUCUGAUGGAGCCAUACACAGCCUGGUGUCAGGAUCUUUAUGCUAAAACUAUGCCAAAAUUAGAAAAAGCUGUUGAGCGUGGUAAAGAGGGCUGUGAAUUUCUCCAAAAUCCCCCUCCUGGCUUUUAUCCAAGGCUUGGGGUGGUCGGUUUUGCAGGGAUUGUUGGAUUGUUUCUUGCUAGAGGUUCAAAAAUAAAGAAAGUGGUGUAUCCUGCAGGUUUCAUGGGAAUUGGUGCCUCCCUGUAUUAUCCGCAGCAAGCCGUUGCUAUUGCAAAGGUUGCUGGUACGCAGCUGUAUGACUGGAGUCUACAGGGAUAUAUUGCUGUAGAAUCUCUCUGGAAGGAUAAUCCUAAAAAGAAGAAAUCUGUGAAAAAAAAUGAUAAGGGUGAUGCAGAUGGUGACAAGCCCCUAGAAGUCGACACGGUUUCAAAUAAGGAAUGAGCCCAGAAGCAGAACACCAAAUCACUUGCCAUCAAACAGGAAAGACUGACGGGAGCCGAUGUCUUCUGCAGGGAGGGAGUCUCUGCGGGGGCCCUGCGCACUCUGUGUCACCGUGAGACCUUGUCCUCAAUUCUGCUGUGGGACUCAGUGGGGCCUACUGCAAGGAGGAAGUCAGCAAG